AUGGGUCCAAGAAUAUCAUUCUCAAAUGAUUUUGCUGAUCCACAACAGCCCACGAUCAAGCUCGAAAAUAUUUACCGAGAGGCCCCCGUGUCCUCGGAAUUUGCUUUUUCGGCCACCGAUCGCGACACGAUCGUCCCGGCCGAUCAGAUUUUUUCCGAGGGCAAAAUUCUUCCCCUGAGGGAAAAUUGCGCGAAAACGACCACAAUUCGCGACGAGCUUCUUUCGGAUAACGAUGGUUUCGAGGAUGUACCCUCGAGGAUAGCCAAAGGUACAAGCAGUUGGAAGGAGAGAUUGGGUUUUAAGAGAUCCCAUGUUGUUGUAGUACCUAAGAAGAAAUCUGACAAGAAUUUUGUUGAAGGGUCUUUGGAGAGUAUAGAUGAAAAUGAUAUAUGA
Molecule: messenger RNA, 393 nt
Organism: Striga hermonthica
Lineage: Eukaryota; Viridiplantae; Streptophyta; Magnoliopsida; Lamiales; Orobanchaceae
Source: the annotation of a GenBank genome assembly